Messenger RNA from Phytomonas sp. Hart1, 1358 nucleotides. The record is from the annotation of a GenBank genome assembly. NCBI's taxonomy places the organism in Eukaryota, Euglenozoa, Kinetoplastea, Trypanosomatida, Trypanosomatidae.
GGUUUUUUAUAUUUCUCCACGAUAAUUAAUUCCACAACCAUCGUUAUGGAAUCCUAUUAAUUGUAUUAGGGUGUGAACUCCACUUACUGGGUUUCUCAAAAGAGAGGUUAGAUCAAAAGAAAGCUACAUUGAGGUUAUUCAUCUUUCCGAAUAUAGUAAUAUCUUACCACGAAGUGAGCGUUAGUGAAUGAUAAGUUCAGCGUUUAGUAAUAGAAACUAUUAUUUGAAAGCGAGACAUCGAUCCUGAAAGAACCCAAAGUUGAGCUGAAACCAUUUCACAUUCGUCAUUAGCCCUCCAAAGGGCCACUGUGUUCAUAAACACGCGUAGGAAAAGGAGGUAAUAGGACGUAUAGGUUUCUUUUGAAAUAAUGAGCAUCCAACAGGGAUGACUACUUCUAGCAUUUAUUUCGACGUAAAUCUUCUGUUGAGAACGAAGAAGGGGUGUGGCCAAUAUUGGCAAUUUAUAUCUUUUUCAACCCAAGCCAUCCAACGGCUUCAUCGUUUUGAGAUUUCCGAUUUUAUUCCCAACAAACAUAACGCCAUCAUUUCAAGGCAAUUUAGGAAAUCGCCACGGCGUGUUGGAGCAGCGUCGAUGUGUUCUUGUAGAGGCAAGCAAAACGUAAAUUGCGCAGGCGCCUUCCCCAUAGCAUCACCCAUAAAGUUGUCUAUUUCGUUGUCGGAGACUUCGCAGGGCUUCUCCGGUUGCCAUACGGUUAAAAAAAAGUGAUCCGACUGAUUAUUUUGUCAGUACUCGCGUACUGAUUGCAUCCACCUGUAGGAUAGAUGAAAAUGCACCAAAGCAGAACAAGUAAUCUGUAAAACUUCGACCGCCAUGGAUCUCAAUUGCCAUCAGUUGUCCGACGCGGUUUAACUAAAGAAAAAAUAUCGGUAGAUCUCAAUCAUCGAAGCACGCAUAGUAUCCGCAAACGUGAAAAUUUUCCCCAUGACUAUGAGGACUCUGCAAUAUGGUCUAGAGGAACUCUCUUCCAGGCAGCGCGGCGGAUUCCAGAUUUCUGUCAGAGUUUCGAACGCAGGUCGAGAGGGGCGAAUGAAAAGGGGCUCGUUCGAUGAGCCCCACGCAACGCAUGACUCUCGUGCUGUAAUCUGAACUUGCAUAAGGGAUUUGAGUUGGACACUCCCUCCUCGAUUCAAUGAGGUGAACAUCCCCAAGGCGAGCCGAUCAUGACGCACACUUUGAGUGCUUUUCAUGUGAUCCAUACAACUCACCUUGGCUCAUCAAACCAUUUGAACUUUUGUGAGUUCCCGUGGUUUGUGAGGGAUGAUAUUUAUGACAUCCGGUGGGAAAAUUCUAAUGUUGGAUAUAAUUUUGACUUGAGUGGGGCUCAAAAAAAAAAAAA